AUGAGCGCCACCGAAGUAUCCUCCACCCGCCUCUAUCUGGGCAACCUGCCUCGCACUGCGACAAAGGCAGACGUUGAGUCCCACUUCCAGAAGCAUGGCACUGGCAAAAUCACUGAGAUCAAACUCAUGAAUGGCUUCGGCUUUAUCGAGUACGAAGACGCUAUGGACGCGCGCGAUGUUGUUCCUGCCUUCCACGGAUCGGACUUCAUGGGUGAGCGACUCGUCGUUCAAUUCGCUCGCGGCUCCCGUGCUCGCAACGAGAACUUCCCCAACCAGGAGCGAGUUACGCCCCGUCCGCGUCGCACCCCGUUCCGGAUGGACAUUACAGGUCUCUCUACGGACACUUCUUGGCAGGACCUCAAGGACUUCGCUCGCCAGAAUGGCCUGGACGUCGUCUAUUCUGAAGUUGGCCGCGAACGUGAUGGCAAGGGCUUCGUUGAGUAUGAGACUGCCGCCGAUUUGAGAAAAGCCGUGGAGAUGUUAGACAACCAAGAGUUCAAAACCGCAACUGUCCGUUGCGUUGCCAAUACUCAAGAAGACCGUCGCAGUGACCGCUUCCGUUCUCGUUCCCCCACUGGUGGUCGCCGCCCCUACGGAGCUCCCGGCGAUGAUUACUAUGAUCGUCGAGGACCGCCCGGUGGCCGGGCAUAUUCACCUCGUGCCGACUACCGCCGCCGCAGCCCACCUCCUCGCGACUACUACGAUCGCGAACGAUAUGGUCGUUCUCCUCCCAGAGUUCGUGGACCUCCCGAAGACUACCCCCCGCGUCGCUACCCAGAAGAUCCUUACGAGCCCCGUGUCCCUCCCCGUGGUGGAUACCGUCCGGACCCGUACGCCAAUGGCCACGAUCGCGGAUACGGGAGGCCUUUGUCACCCCGCGGACGUCCUCGUAGCCCUCCACGUGCAGGUUAUGAUGACCCUUAUGCAGCGCGUGAUCCGUACGCUCGUGCUCCCUACUAA
This is a messenger RNA of Pseudovirgaria hyperparasitica, 960 nucleotides long. RefSeq lists its product as uncharacterized. The record is from RefSeq and is a predicted model, not a curated record. Bases 1 to 960 code for a protein of 319 amino acids. Lineage: Eukaryota; Fungi; Ascomycota; Dothideomycetes; Acrospermales; Acrospermaceae. Gene Ontology annotation, cellular component: ribonucleoprotein complex; nucleus; cytoplasm. Gene Ontology annotation, molecular function: mRNA binding. The transcript is spliced from 7 exons.